Messenger RNA from Diachasma alloeum, 2454 nucleotides. It is a transcript of the gene Csgalnact, whose product is annotated as chondroitin sulfate N-acetylgalactosaminyltransferase 1. NCBI's taxonomy places the organism in Eukaryota, Metazoa, Arthropoda, Insecta, Hymenoptera, Braconidae. Bases 18 to 1724 code for a protein of 568 amino acids. Gene Ontology annotation, cellular component: Golgi cisterna membrane. Gene Ontology annotation, molecular function: glucuronosyl-N-acetylgalactosaminyl-proteoglycan 4-beta-N-acetylgalactosaminyltransferase activity. The record is from RefSeq and is a predicted model, not a curated record. The transcript is spliced from 6 exons.
GGCGACGCAGGGACACAAUGCUACGGGUGCUGGGAGUUCGACUGCUCUCGAGGCUCCUCGUACUCGUUUGCUCGCUAUCGCUGCUGUCACUGCUGUUUUUGAAUCGGUGUGGAUUCAACAGUAUUGAUACUGAUCUCAUCGACACGGCUGACCCAAUAACACCGGCGAGUGAGGCGAGUCAGAGGGAGGAGGAGACGAGACUUGAGUUAGAGAGACUCACUGCUGAAAUUCGAACGUUGAAGCUUCAAAUUCUGCAGUUAACAGGUGGACCACCAGGACAUUCCGAGACUAUAGCCUCAAUAAACUCCUCCGAGAUCGGUGACUGCCUGGCAGCGAGACGUCAGGUAGAAUUCGCUGAAAUCACUCAGGGUCUCCCCCUCAACAAUGAGUACGAGCUAAUAGCAUUUAGUCAUUUCACAAUACCCCGUCUCUAUCCCGUGGAUCUCGGGCUAGGCAAGCGAGUGGUGGAAAAGCCCAUCGGAUUCAAGAGAAAGGACAUCCUCGAAGCAGUCUCAAAGGCCAUUGACACUCUCAACAAGAAUAUUUCAUCGAUCGCUGGAAGGUAUACAACAGAAGACUUCCUGGAGGGUCUCUACAGGGUUGAACCCACCACCGGGACACAAUACGAGAUGUACUUCAAGACGAAGAAUCUCAACAAAAGUUCCCAAGUAUCGAAUCCUGGGUACACCAAGAUCGUGAUGAUGCGGCCUUACGCACCGAUUCACUUUGUCUCAGUGCAGAGGCAGCAGACGAAGGAAAAGGAGUUGAUUCACAUUAUUCUUCCAUUAUCCGGGAGGACUGGAACCUUUCAAAGCUUUAUGGAUAAAUUUGUGAAGAUUGGGUUGAAGAAUGACAAGAGAGUGCAUCUAACGGUCGUUUAUUUUGGGACUGAAGGCCUUUCCGAAGCUCAAGCCAUCAUGUCUAGGGUACUGAUGACCAGGGGAAGUGGCGGUUCCAAUCAGAAUCUUCGCUUGCUCGCUCUCAACGAAACUUUCUCCAGGGGAAAAGGCCUCAGGGUUGGCGCUGAAAGAGCCUGGAAUGGAGACGGUGAUGUUCUCCUAUUCAUGUGCGACGUGGAUGUUGUCUUCAGUGCAAGGUUCCUAGACAGAUGCCGUUGGAAUACAGCACCAGGACGCAAGGUCUAUUAUCCCAUUGUCUUUAGUCUGUACAAUCCUCAUGUUGUCUACACGCUUCAGGGGCGCAAGGUGCCACCUGAGAAGGAUCAACUUGUUAUCUCCAGGGACACUGGGUUCUGGAGGGACUUUGGUUAUGGCAUGACUUGCCAGUAUAGAUCAGACUUCCUGCGUGUCCGGGGCUUUGACGAGGAUAUAGUGGGAUGGGGCGGUGAAGACGUUACCCUCUACAGAAAAUACGUCAGGAGUAAUAUCAAAGUUAUCAGAGCAACCGAUCCUGGCAUAUAUCAUAUCUGGCAUCCGAAGGUCUGCUCAGGUGGGCCAGGCCAGAGGCUAUCAACUGAUCAAUAUCACGCCUGCAUCCGUUCCCGCGCCCUAAACGAGGCCUCUCACGCCCAAUUAGGUUUCCUCGCCUUCCGCGAUGACAUCGCCAGCCAAGCGAUGAACCUCCAGGGCGCCCUAACAAAAAAAAAGAAAAAACCAGCGCCAUCAGGCCCCAAGAAGGACACAGCGAGGCUCUCCCGUACCAGAUCGAAUCCGGACUCACAGAAAGACAAAUCCUCUGGUAAAUCCUUCAAGGAUAAGACCUGAUCGAUUCACCAAUCCCCGGACUGUGUAAAUAUCGUGUAAAAAUGAAUGAAAGUAGCUAAAGUGCAACGGGGAUAAUCCCUCCUAUGGAUUCCAAAACAGAACGAUAAGUAUAUGAUUAUCGUAGCGUUUUCAUGGCCAUCUGAUCUCGCAAGACUUGAGAAACUUCACCAAAAACGUUGGAGGAGGAAGAAUUGUGGAUUGAAUAUAUCUGAAUUAUUCAAAUCGUCAUGUGAUUCAAACUCUCGUUUGCUUUUUGAACGAGAGCUUUAAGCGUCUUAAUUUGUUACAAAAAAAUCUCAUAAUUACAACGUUAUAAUGGUGUACCAUUUGUUGCAUAGCUUAUUUAUACGAGAAAUCGGAAUUUCUAUUAUAGAAUAAAGCAAGACCAACCAGACGUAUCAGUUUUAUACGUUAUAUAUGUGAAAGCUAAAGCUCCAACCACAGGAUGUCAAUUAGAUUGCACGAAAAUAUCAACUUCGACCUAUUUCUAUACAAUGACAAGACCAUUUUUAUUUGUACAUUGGGCCAGAGGAGGAAUUCUACUUUAAAUAUUCAAUAUUCGCAUGGCAUCGUUCAUCAGUAUUAUUUUCAUUUUUAUUACGUCUCAAUAAAGUAAUUUAUUAAUGAAGAAGUUUGACAUGUUUGAGAGGAGUAAUUGUUAAUCAUCGGUUGGAUGAUGCAUUGGAUAAUUUGUUCGAAAGAAUUGAAAUGCCGACUAUUAAGCAAUAAA